This is a messenger RNA of Panicum hallii, 1268 nucleotides long. Its product is annotated as transcription repressor OFP2-like. The record is from RefSeq and is a predicted model, not a curated record. The transcript has a single exon. Gene Ontology annotation, biological process: negative regulation of DNA-templated transcription. Bases 181 to 1128 code for a protein of 315 amino acids. NCBI's taxonomy places the organism in Eukaryota, Viridiplantae, Streptophyta, Magnoliopsida, Poales, Poaceae.
CGUGCAAAUGCCCUCAUGGGCAGCUGGCUAUAAAUACCAUUGGGAUGUUGUGAACGGCAUAGCAGAUUAGCAGUUCAGUACUUCAGUAUCACUAGCAAUCUGCCUCCCUCCAACCUCGGCGCGAUCACCCAUCACCACCAGUCCACCACCCCUCAACAGUAAGCAACCAAAAGCUCUUCAAUGCAAUCCAUGGACUGCGGCAGCAGAAGCCGCGGCCGGCGCCUCAAGGACCGCCUCGCCCAGCUGCUUCGCCCGGCCAAUUGCAACUCUCUCCUCCGCUCCCCCUGCAGCUCCUCCUCGUCCACCUCCACGGCUUUCACAGCCACCGCCGAGACAGCCACGAUAUCGACCUCCUCCACUUCCACCACCGCCGCCAACUACACCAUCGCCGGCGCCCUGCUCCCCCGCGCCGAGCCUUUCUCCGCCGCUCUCGACCGCCUGCGCCACCCUCCUCCCGACGAUGAGCGCGCGCGUGGAGACAAGGAGCGGCGCAAGGAGGGGAGCUCCUCCUCCCGCCACGGCAGCCGGCGGCGUUCCAAUAACGCCGUCGUCGGCAUGGCCGGCGUCAGGACGCUCUCGUCCAACCCCUACGGCUUCACCUCUUCCGGCGAGGAUGAUGAUGGUGACACCGAAGACUGCUACGUCGACGACGACACGGAGGCCUUCUUGUCCUCGAGAAGCCUCGUGUCCUCCGACUCCUCCGCCUUCUACACGUCCAGGCGGAAGCUGCCGCCGCCGCCCACGAACAAGAGCCACCGCCACCGCCACCGCCGCCGCCAGCGGAGGAGGCCGCGCUGUCGGCGGCCAGCGGCGAGCUGCAUGGAGGCGACGUGCGGCGACGGCGCCGUGAGGGAGCCGGGGUUCCGCCCGCUGGUGACGACGACGGCGACGUCGGCGGCCGCCGCGGAGCAGGCAGUGCGGAGGGGGCUGGCGGUGGUGAAGCGGUCGCGGGACCCCUACAGCGACUUCCGGGAGUCGAUGGUGGAGAUGAUCGUGGGGCGGCAGGUGUUCGGCGCGGCGGAGCUGGAGCGGCUGCUGCGGUCGUACCUGUCGCUCAACGCGCCGCGCUUCCACCCCGUCAUCCUCCAGGCCUUCUCCGACAUAUGGGUCGUCCUCCACGGCGGCUAGCCGGCCCGUCGCCAUCCGCCGGCGAACUAGUUACGUUGGAUCCCCUGAGCGUAAUUGCAUUGGAUCAGGAUUGCUGAGAGUGGGGUUAGUUGGGAUGUUAAGUGUAGUCUAUUAACUAUGCUCGUUGAUGAGCAUGAGUG